Nematolebias whitei (Rio pearlfish) is the source of this 2901-nucleotide messenger RNA. RefSeq names its product erythrocyte membrane protein band 4.1a (gene epb41a). Lineage: Eukaryota; Metazoa; Chordata; Actinopteri; Cyprinodontiformes; Rivulidae. Gene Ontology annotation, molecular function: structural molecule activity; actin binding. The transcript has 21 exons. The record is from RefSeq and is a predicted model, not a curated record. Gene Ontology annotation, cellular component: cytoskeleton; plasma membrane. Bases 160 to 2688 code for a protein of 842 amino acids. Gene Ontology annotation, biological process: cortical actin cytoskeleton organization.
GCACUCACGCUCUGCUCGUAUUGUUGUCAAACAGACGCGGUUCGGUGACGGUUCUGGAUUAACGCUGUGCUGCAGAGACACAAGGGAGAAGAUCUGCUCUCGUCCCGGCUUCUCCUCCUCCUCGGUGCCGCUGGAUGAGCCACCAGAACCGCUAUUGCCAUGACCACAGAUGAGGUGGAAAGUCACCAGAAGCCAAAGAAGCAGGAGGAAGUCGGGCAGGAUGCUCGGCCCCCGUCUCCUGAAGAUGAGCAGCUCCAGCCCAGGAACCGUAACUCCGCCGGCCGGGGUCUCUCGCGCCUCUUCUCCUCCUUCCUGAAACGGCGUUCCCACUGUGACAGCGAAGGGGGGGACAGGGCAGACAAGGACGAAGAAGAGGCUAAAGCCCCCAUUGCUGACCCCGAGCCUGAACUGAAGAUCGAGGGAGAGGUUGCCCUGGACCAGCAUUCAGUCAGCAGCGCCGAGGCUCAGGCUCUCCAGGUGGAGAAGAAGGAAGCUGAGGAGGAGCUGGGGAUGAAGGAGAAGGAGAAGAAUGAUGAGAAGGGAGAAGCAGUUCUUCUGGAGAAAGAAGAGGAUAAAGAGAAGGAGUCGGGUCCUGAAAGUGGGGAAAAGGAAGAAAAGAAGGAGACGACAGCAGAGGACGAGGCCAAACCACCCAGAGCUCCUCGCCGGCCGAAGAGCCUGCAGAUCAGAGUCACCCUGCUGGACGACGCGCUGUACGAGUGCGAGCUGGAUAAACAUGCCAAAGGUCAGGAUCUGUUCAUGAGUGUAUGUGACCACCUCAACCUGCUGGAGAAAGACUAUUAUGGUCUGGCCAUCUGGGCGACACCCACUAUGAAGACAUGGAUGGACCUGACCAAAGAGAUUCGCAGACAGGUACAAGGUGACAACUAUAAUUUCACUUUUAAUGUGAAAUUCUACCCACCGGAUCCAGCCCAGCUAUCCGAAGACAUAACAAGGUACUACCUGUGUUUACAGCUGAGGAAGGACAUCCUACAGGGCCGCCUGCCUUGUUCCUUUGUCACCCUGGCUCUGCUGGGCUCCUACGCCCUGCAGUCCGAGCUGGGCGAGUAUGACCCUGAGCUCCAUGGACACGAAUAUGCCAAGGACAUGAAAAUGGCCCCCGGUCAGACCAAAGAGCUGGAGGACAAGAUGAUGGAGUUGCAUCAUACGUACAGAUCAAUGAGUCCAGCCCAAGCUGACCUGAUGUUCCUGGAGAAUGCCAAAAAGCUCUCCAUGUACGGAGUGGACCUCCACCAUGCUAAGGAUCUGGACGGUGUUGACAUCAUGCUCGGGGUCUGCUCCGGCGGUCUCAUGGUUUAUAAAGACAAACUGAGGAUCAACCGUUUCCCUUGGCCCAAAGUCCUCAAGGUCUCGUACAAGCACAGCAGCUUCUUCAUCAAAAUCCGUCCAUCUGAGACCGAGCAGUAUGAGAGCGCUAUUGGCUUCAAACUGCCCAAUUACAAAGCAGCUAAGAAGCUGUGGAAGGUGUGUGUUGAACAUCACACCUUUUUCAGGCUGACCUCCACUGAGAUGGCCACCACUCCCAGGAAGUUCCUCGCUCUGGGCUCAAAGUUUCGUUACAGUGGACGGACCCAGGCCCAGACAAGACAGGCCAGCUCUCUGAUCGACAGGCCGGCUCCUCUGUUCCAGCGCACGUCCAGCAAGAGGAACUCACGCAGUCUGGAUGGAGCCAUGGCCUCCACUCCUGACAACAAGUCCACUCGUCCAGUCAGCGCCCCCGUCACAACCCCAGUGUCUCCAGGGGAGGCCGCCCCAUCCCCGAUGCUGUCCACCCUGCCUCGACCUGACCACCAUGACGGCUCGACACCCAAAGGCCAGCGCCAUGAAGACAGAAAGAUAGACCCGAAAAGGGAAUGUAGGCUGGAGGGCACCAAGAGCCACAGCCCCAAAACCCCGUCUGCCCUAGAAAUCAAGACUGGGUCCAGAAGAGACAGGAGGCACUCUCCAGCUCUGACGAGUGGGGAAAAAGAGAGGAAGAGCCAGGACAGGAAGAUGGAAAUGGUUCGAGUCAGGAAGAAGAAAUCCAAAAGACUCGAGGGCGAAACUAUUUAUAUCAGGCAUAGCAAUUUAAUGUUGGAGGACCUGGACAAGACCCAGACAAAGAGUGAGCUCAUGCGUCACCACAGCAGCAUCAGUGAGCUAAAAAAAAGUUUCAUGGAGUCUGUUCCAGCACCUAGACCCAGUGAGUGGGACAAGCGUCUUUCCACCAACUCACCACUUCGCACAGUGAGCAUCAACGGCCAGCUGCAACCAGCGUCUCCUGUGCUAAAGGCCCAGACUGUCACCAUCUCAGACGUCUCCAACUCCCUACGAGGAACCGUGGCCUACAAGGACGUCCCGUUAGUUCACACUGAAACCAAGACCAUCACCUACGAGUCUGCACAGCCUGUGGAUAGCCUUCCAGAGAAGGACCCAGGAGUACUGCUGAGUGCCCAGACAAUCACCUCUGAGACCGUCAGCACCACCACCACAACUCAGAUCACCAAGACGGUAAAAGGUGGGAUCUCUGAGACCCGAAUUGAAAAGCGUAUCGUUAUUACUGGAGACACGGCCAUCGAUCACGACAAGGCUUUGGCUCAGGCCAUUAAAGAGGCAAAGGAGCAGCACCCAGAUAUGUCUGUCACUAAAGUGGUUGUGCACCAGGAAACAGAAAUCACCCCCGAGUAAGAAGCUGGAUCUCAGAUACCCCCUCUCCUUCUGACUUGUGUCUCUGUAACAACGUUUUACCUCAGCGGCCCAAGUCCCAACAUCCAGCUGCAGGAAAGACCCGACCCAACUAGGAGGAACCUCAGCUCCACGUGAGAUGCAGUCACCAAGACCUUCCCAAGAACUUUUUCAGAAUUCCCAACAACCCCCUUUUAUUCUAUUUUCUACCAGUAG